Molecule: messenger RNA, 8475 nt
Organism: Culicoides brevitarsis
Lineage: Eukaryota; Metazoa; Arthropoda; Insecta; Diptera; Ceratopogonidae
Gene: Nuak1
Exons: 15
Coding region: 909-8189 (2426 amino acids)
Biological process (GO): regulation of cytokinesis; mitotic spindle organization; protein phosphorylation
Cellular component (GO): spindle pole centrosome; chromosome passenger complex; spindle microtubule
Molecular function (GO): ATP binding; protein kinase activity
Source: RefSeq, a predicted model, not a curated record
ACGUGCCGCACGUACAUCAUUCACGUUUCCGUAGCGCGCCGCAUACAAACUAAAAAUAUGUAAAGAAGCAGGCAAUAUACAAUAACAACAAAUAUUAAUAACAACAACAAUAGCAUAAAAUACACAAAAAAAAAAUUUACGCGAGGAUUUCUGCUUUUUGAGAGAAAUUUUCGAGAUAGUGCGAGAAAUUUUCCAUCUGCAUGCGAGAAGACGGAUGAAUUCUUAAUGGAAUCGACGAAUGACGGUAGUGUCAGUGCAUAAAUUUCGAGAAAAUCACGGGAAAAGUGCACAGAUGUUCAAUAGCCUCGGAAGAAGUUGAAGUGUUGUCGUGUGCGUUGUGUGAGUUUUUUGUGUAGUCGAGACACACGACACGUAUAUCUUUAGCUAAAUAAUAAUAAAAAGUGAAAAAUAAGAAGAAAUAGUAAAAAAAUAAAUAAAAUUUGUAGAAAAAAAAUAGUUUGAUAAAAAAAAAGUUAAAAAAAAAAUUGUUGAUGAUUGAAAAAUAAGAAGAAAAAAAAAAUGAAAAACAGAUAAAUAAAUAGAAAAAAAAUCGAGUGUUAGUGUUAAAAAUAAAUUUAAAGCCGUAAAUUGCCGAAGAAGGUUAUUUUUAAACAACAUCUUCUCUCCUACCCGGUGCAUACGCAUCGCAACGCGCGAGAUAAACAAAAAAAAAGUAAAAACGAGAAGAACAAGAAGGGAAAAAAAGCAAAUAAUCCCGUUCUCAAUCAUCUUUCGGAUUAAAUUGUACUUAUAUCCCAGACAAGUGGCAGCAAUUAACUGAGAACUGAACGGAACAACUUUGCUGUUUGUGAUUAGUUAAGGGAUCUGGAUACAUGAGAUUAAAGACGGAAACUUAGCAAGCAAUUAGUUGAUAAUAAUAACAAAACAAAAACAAAAAAUCUAGCAAAAUGGUGAUAGGAGACACAAAUGGCGCUGCAGCGGCGACUACGCAGCCCGUUCCACAGCCACAAUUUUCCGGCGCAACCAUAGACAAUAUAAUGCACGGCAUCGAGAACACAGGGACUGUCAAGAUGAACAAUCAUCGGAAAAAGUUGCGGCAACGCUUCGACAUCAUCAAGAAACUCGGCCAAGGUACUUAUGGCAAAGUGCAAUUAGGUAUAAACAAAGAAACGGGCCAAGAAGUGGCAAUUAAGACAAUAAAAAAGAGCAAAAUUGAGACAGAAGCUGACUUGAUCCGUAUUCGGCGCGAAGUUCAGAUCAUGAGCUCGGUGCAGCAUCCGAACAUUAUUCACAUCUACGAGGUUUUUGAGAAUCGCGAAAAAAUGGUGCUCGUGAUGGAAUUUGCGGCAGGCGGUGAACUGUACGACUAUCUGUCGGAACGCAAAGUGCUUACCGAGGAAGAGGCACGUCGCAUUUUCCGACAAGUCGCUACCGCGAUUUAUUAUUGUCACAAACAUAAAAUAUGUCAUCGUGAUCUUAAAUUAGAAAAUAUACUGCUCGACGAGCAUGGCAAUGCUAAAAUCGCUGAUUUCGGUCUUUCCAAUGUCUUCGACGAACAACGACUGCUGGCAACUUUCUGCGGCUCCCCCUUGUACGCUUCUCCCGAAAUUGUCAAAGGCACGCCAUAUCUCGGGCCCGAAGUUGAUUGUUGGUCUCUUGGCGUUCUCCUCUAUACCUUAGUUUAUGGCGCAAUGCCCUUUGACGGUGCCAACUUCAAACGUCUCGUCAAACAGAUUAGCAUGGGUGAUUAUUUCGAGCCGAAGAAACCGUCACGUGCCUCCCCCCUAAUUCGCGAAAUGUUGACAGUGUGUCCCAAACGACGUGCCAACAUCGAAAACAUCUGCAAUCAUUGGUGGGUGAAUGAGACAUACAACGAAUCCUGUUUAACCUUAGCGGAAGAACUGGCGAAUCAAACGCCGGUGCGUUUAGAUGUUCUAUUGUCGCUUGCACCGCCCUCUGUGACAGCAGAUCAACUUGUUGUAGCAGCUAUGGAACCCGAAACGAGCGGCGCUGGAGGAGAUCGUCUUCAAAAGUCGCAUUCAGUUGGAUCUGUGAUCGAUAUUGGCGGCACAGAAGCCGAACGACGCAUCAUCGAUAUGGUUCAAGCGGGAGGCGAGGCUGCACUGAUGCCAUCUCCUACAAGAACUAUCACGCCACAAGAAAGCCCGGCUCAACCAAAACGCAAAUUGGAACCAACUGUCUCGAUGGAGAAUGCCACGGGAGCUGCCCGUAAAAAGGAUAAACCCACAGAAGAACCAAUUCCAGAAACAAUGGAUACGGAAACAUCUCCUGAGGUGAAAGAAAAGACGCAAGAAGCUCCUGCUGAUGCCAGCAAAGAUUUGGCUAAAAUUGAUAAAAUGUGUGAUGAGCUCUUAAAACCGGCGGCGGAAGAGCCCAAACAACAAGCUGAACCGAAAAAGGAGCCAACACCCAAAAAGGAAGUAGAAAAGCCAAAAGAAUCACUUCCCGCGCCAAAAGCCGCCGAAGUUGCCACAGAAAAGAAAAGCCCAGCUCGCAAAGUUUUCAAUAAGGGAAAAACGAGCGACCUUUCCGGCACAAUUGACAAAGCAACGACAGAAGUAGCUCCGAAAAAGGAAGCAACCCCUAAGCCUGUCGAACGUAAAAAUAGUCUUCCAGAAAACAACGGAGCUGGCGAACGGCGUAAAUCCCGAAUUUUAGAGACGGCGGAAAAGUUCCAAAGCAUGAACAAUCAAAACAAUGAGAAAUACAAAAAGUUUGUGAUACCCGGCGUGAGUGUAGGUUCUUUCAAGAAAGAAUUCGAGCGAAAAGCUUCCAUCACGCCAUCCACAAUCGGUCCCAUGGAGCGCAAACAACGCAAUAGCGAAAGUGCCAGUCGUCAAAACAGCCAAGAAGAUGCUGUAAACGCCGACUCAGAACUCCCCGCAUUGCCACAGCAGCAAAACAAGUCGCAAGACAAACUGAAAGAAAGUGAUUCAAAGUCAUCCGUUGGCAGUUUCUCACUUGAAGACGCACGCAAAUCCAUGGAAAACUCCAUUGCAUUACUGAAGAAGGAAAAGAGUGAUUCGGAGAAGGAAUUGGCGAAAAAGCAACAACAACAACAACCACAAGUAGCUGCUCCCACAGGUGACAAAUCAGGUGACAUCGAACGUGAGACGAAAUUGAAAAAUGCUCGUGAAAUUAUAAGUAAUGCAAUUCCACGAUUAGGUGGCGGCAAUUCGACGUCGGCAAUUAGGCGGCCCCCAAUGCCUUUUGGCACGAAUGGGCGUACGCCGAGCGGCAAUUUGGCAACUGGUUACUCGAAACCAGUGAGAUUGGGUGAUGUUAGUGCCAGUUCGAGUGCUAACAACACGCCAACCACGAUGCCAGAACAUCCGCCGUCGUUCGGAGGCAGCAGUACUAAAGUUGGUGCAGAAGAUAACAGUACCAAAACGUCAAGAGCUGAAAUUACAUUGAAAUCAGCUACGUUGCCACGUAGAAAGCCGGCUAAAACGGAAAUUUCUCUCGAUAUUCAAACAAAGCAAAUGGAUCCGCCAACCAACACAAUGCGUUUCAAUUCAGAACUCACGCAUCCGGUGCAAGGAAUUCAAACUGCUCCAAUUCGAGAAACCCAACCAGGCUUUACUGCAAGCGUCACUUUGCAAAAUCGCUCAAAUUCGGUAGAUCCACAGAAGGAAUAUGUCGUUCCGUUGCAACGUCCGCCAUCGUAUCAACGCCAAAGCUCCAGCAAUUACGGAUUGUCGCGUCAAUCGACAAAUGAGUCAAAUGAUUCGGAUACGACUGUUUCACAAACUUUGAAUACAAGUGCGAGUGUCAGUUCAACUCAACAACCGAUCAAGAAGAGUCCUCGUGAAUUCAUUAUCCCGAUCGCUGUCGAAGGAGGCGGAAUUGUGACGCCACGCGCGAGCACUGAUAACAUUGAACACUCGGAAUCGACGGCAACAACGAAUGCUAGUACGAGUAGUUUUGCCAGCAAACGCAUGGGACGCCCACGAAAACUCGGAUCACUAUUUAAUGAUGACGAUGAUCCAAUUUCUAGUUUUCCCUCUCUCAAACGUCACACUUCCCUUGGACGGGAGUCUGAUACUGAGGAACCUCGCUUCCAUACGAUGCAUCGGUUAAGAAGUAGCCGCCCAUCAAAGAGACCAUCGACGGUAUCGCAGGAACCAAAUGACUCGGGCAGCUCUGGAGACGAAGACGACGAGGAUGCUUUUGAAAUCCUUACAGCGGAGAAUUUGUUCUCAACUCUCUUGUCAAGGGUUAAGGCACUUACCCAGCGCGCAAAUGUCAACAACGAUUUUACGUCAAACUUCCCCAGCUCGCGCUUAUUUGACAAUAUGCGACAAACGCGCAGUCCUUUCUGGAAUCAUGAACCCUUUGGAAGAUUAAAAUAUCCUACUAACAUUACAAUAACAACUCAUGCAAAUAACAAUAAAAGUAACUUUAGUAUACAACUGCCUAGUCAAGUAAAUUAUACAAUUACAAAGGAGACUGUGACAGAAACCAAAAAGAAAACUCGCAUAAAUAACGGUGCUCAUCAAUGGCGCUCAACACUAUCACGUGACUUCCAGAAUGACAUUGACCAGAUGUUUGCACGUUCGGGAGCCACAACACUUCCUAGAGUGGAACUGCGUAAAACUUUGUCAAUGUCACAGAAACAACCGACAACAAUCACUCACACAAUUCAUAGAACAAAAUCAACAAAAUCCAAAACAGCAAAAUCAUCUGGAAACAGCAAGAAAACUAGCAACAAUAGCAAUAAUAGUAGCCAACAACAAAGUUCUAACUGUGAUUUUAGUGGUUGUAACGGCAGUGGCACCGAGAAAAAUGAAAAUGUCAAUGCAGAUACGAACAACAAUCCGCCGCAAGUGUCGCUGGAAGGCCAAAGUGACGCCGAAGAAGUUUUAGAUUUGGGCGAUUUGGAUUUGUCGCGUCUUCGGUUAUCAAAACGUGACUUGGAAACGCUCUCAAGUAUCACUCCGACGCUCUCCAAAAAGGUCCAGGAUCAACUUUUGGCUCAAUUACCGCCGACACAGGCGAAAAAAUUAUCGCGAACGCUCUCGAUGCUCAAUAACAACACCAACAGCCUCGGCGAAGACCCGAAAAUUUAUCGGCGAACUCACAGCACCGCCGCUUACGAUCGAAAUGCGAACGAUUCCCGCAGCGAUCGUGACAGUUUGACACCCACAAAUGACGUUCCGCCCCCCAUCACAUACACCCAGCCCGUUUAUCGUCGCAGCAUGAGUCGCUCCCGUUACGAUUCCACGCCAGAUACGACAAUUGCGUCGCGCGAAAGACGCGGAUCGAGCAUCGCGCGCGACAUUAUCUCUCCGCCGAGCGAUUAUGCGAACAAAACUUUCAAAUAUCCGACGUACGGGGGUGCAACAACGAAAAAUUACGGCAAAUAUUCGCCGUAUUCGAGCGAAAGUUCGAGUUACGAGUGCGAAAAAAGUCGCGAAUUGUCGCCGCCGAUCAGUUUUUACGAGCCGCGACGUAAUUCCUGCUUGUCGCCGACGAAAGAUUUCUACGGAAGACCUCCGAGUGGAUGUUUUUCGCCACCCCCGAUCUCCGCGGAGAACACUUUACGACGUCGUUCAUCGACGCGACGCAUUUCCCGCUUCUUAAGACCCGAUUUUUACGACACCCCCAAGGAGGAAAGCGCUUUUGUGCGCGAAAAAAAGGAACGCGAAAAGGAAACGCAGCGAGUUUUGCGGGAAAUUCGCGAAAGAAGUCGCGAUCGAGCUCAUGACUCGUCAUCGCGGAGCGAAAGAGAAGCAACCCCGAAGCGAGAUGAGGAAAAAACCCCGAAUGAGAAGGAACACCUGCGUCAUUUAUUGAAUUCCGUGGACUCAAACAUCGAAAAUUUGGAAAAUCAGAUAAGACGACGUCGAAGCGUGUCUCGCGAACCGAACGGACAUGCUUUAUUCGAAGCAGGCGACAAUAAUCCGAUCAAAUUAACGGAUCGCAUACUGGAUGACUUGCAUAAUUACACGAUGCUCCACAAGCAAAAGAGUCAAAAAAGCGUCGCCGAGUCGAGUUCUCGUGAACCCAGCGUUCCAAAAGAGGAAAAAUCCCUUCGCAAGAGCAAAUCAAAGCAAAAUACGCCGGAAGUCCUCCAAAUUAUCGAAGAUUCCGACAAAAAACUCAAAAAAGAGUCGAAAUUAGUGCGUCCCAAAUCGUAUCCGAGCAAAGAACAACAAGCCCAAGCCCUAAAAGUAAAGAAACAAAAAUCCUCCGAUGAAAUUCUCGACGCCUCAUGCAUCAACGGGCGCAAAGAACCCGAUCACAUCCCGACAGUAAGUCUCCCGCGACCCAAAAGUUUCGCCUCUAAGAUGACGCCGCCCAAGGAAAUUGCAAAAACCGCCACUGUCGCUGACGUCAACACCUCCCAAAAGGUCAUCGUGAAGAAAAAAGUCAAAAAAGACCCCGUUGACGUGGAAAAUUCGACCCCAGAACCUGCAAAACCCAUCAAAAAAGUUCGGGUCAUCAAAAAAUCCAAGACAGAUUCCAGCGGGAAAUCCACUUCCGAGGACCGAACUGAUCGCGAAGCAACUCCAGUUGUCGUUUCCAAGCCAGCUCCCGAGAUUUUGAAGGAAAAAUCGCCGGAAAAGAAACCCACGAAAGGUUUUCUAACCUCAAUCCAGCAAAAAUUCGAGAAAUUCCGCGAAAAUACAAAAGCAAACAGGGUUGCGAAGAAAGUUGGGGCGACAAAUGUCCAACCCGACGUCGUAAAUGUCGCCAAAGAGGAGUUAAGGACGAGUAAAAGUUCAAGUAACAUGCCAAAUGGCAAAGAAAAGUUGUCAAAAACGGACAAAUCGAAUAUUGACUCGAUGAUUCGCAAUCUCCGAGAGCAAUCCGUGCCCCGGGAAUGCCAACCCCUGAACGAAAGUGGAUUAAUUAAACGUGCCGUGAGCGUAGAACAGAUGCCAGAUACCUUCAACAAGGCAAGUGUCAAUCGAGUCCUCGGGCUUUUCAAGAAAAUUGAGAAGGAAAAGGAUCAAAAAGGACCAAAAGCGACCAAAUCCACGAGUUAUAUCGCGUCAAUGGGUCAAAAUGCGAAAGAAUCACGCCCAAAAUCGUUCGUAAGUAAGAUAAAGAAGCCGAGUUCGAGUUCCAACUCGGAAUCUUUGGUCGAUACGUCGACAGAUACCUCCAGUAAUGUCACCAACGGCAAAGUUCCUAUCAAAUAUACGUGCCCGGAUUGCGAACAAGAGGCGGCGGCGACACAAAAUACGAUCGCCAAGCGAUUUGAUGCCACAAAUGCGACCCCGGAGGAGAAAGAGAGGAAGGCGAACAACCGAAAAGGGCUCGUUUUGGACUUUACGAAGGUUAAACCGGUGUCGAGUCAUCAACCAGUGAAGGGAUAUCAACAAACGCCAUCUUACGAGAACAUUGCCAACUUUUCCUCCGACAAUUUGAGGAGUCCCGGAAAUUCUUCCAAUAAUUUUCUCUCGCCCGGCGAUGAACAAGAUACUUGUUACGAUGAUUGGUCGUCUACUUGUUCCGAUGAUGUCUCGUCACAUCCAAUAAUUUCUUCAUCUCCGUCACUUUCGCGCCUUUCCCGCUUCUCCCAUUACAUUGGCAGCACUUCCUUCAGCCAAGAUGACCCAAAUCCCGAAAAUGUGCUCGAUCGCAUUCGACGCCGCAGCUUUUUCCCGCGUUUUAAUGAAAAGAAACCACGGAGAGUCAGCACAAUUGUUGGUCCAGCAGCUCAGAGGGAGUAUUAUCGAGAACGUGAAGCGUCUGUAGCUGCCGUUACUCCUCGUUCGACGUCGAAAACUCGUCCCCAAGUGGAUUAUUCGAAAUCUCACGCCUCGAAUUUGCUUCCGGAUUAUCGCGCGAAUCGAUUUUCCACGAUUGAUACAAGGUCCCCGCGGAAAUAUUACGGAGCUGAGGCGGAAAAUGGCGGUCUAAAGGUUAGGAAUAGCACGGCGGCGCCAUUUACGGGCAGCAGUAGCGGAGCGUUCGUCAGUACAACAACACCUUCUUACAAUUCCCAGAAAAAUCGCAUUUCUUCAUAUUCCAAUGGCAUCUUGCCGGGCGCCGUGUCGUCAGCCAUUGACUCGUAUGCCACACUGGGCAGUCGCAAGGUGCGACCGUACGAGCAUCGCACAGUUUCACUACUUGACGCGGCGUUAAGUCGACGUGAAACGGAAAUGGGACUCGAACGUGAUGAUGUUUUGAGAUCAAGUACGAGAAGUGCACGCCAACCAUCAAUACCUCGAAGUCCCACCAUAAAUGAUGCCUGAUUUUUAACGGAUGACUGCUGUAUAUAUCAUUUUUAGGAUUUUAUUUAAAACUAUAUGAACUGCACGGCAUUGCACGUGAAAAAUUAAAAAAAUGUAGCGAGAAGUAGAGACUUGAGUAGCCAAUUUUUUGUAUUUAUUGAAACAUUUUUUUAUUCAGUCAGUCUUCCUAUUUAAACUAUUUUUAAGCACUUUUUUUCAAGAAAAAAUUUUUUAAUCAAGCAAUGAAUCAAUGUACUUAAGAAUUUUAACGAAAAUUUAUAGAAAAAAGAAUUUAAAAAAAAUGAAA